GGAUCUACACGCCUCCAUCCCGUCAACAGAUUUUUUCUUCUCCCACCACACCGCAUCACCUGCAUCUCACCAGCCACAUCAUGAUCCAGGUCCCCAGCGCUGGCUCCCAAUGCCAGCAGCAGGAAGGACCCCCCUCUGCCGCCCUCCCAGCGGACAAGGAUGUCGCCUGGGCCGUAGUCAGCGACGAAGCCGGGGAGAUCGACCCCGCGAUUGAAAAGAGGGCGUUGCGCAAGAUUGAUGCUUUUUUUAUGCCGGCGAUGUUGAUUGGAUAUGGAUUUGUCUAUUGGGACAAGGCCAUUCUGGGCAGCGCCUCGCUGUUCGGCAUGACGACGGACCUGCAGCUGUCGGUCAUGGAUUACUCCACCUCGCCAGCCACCAAGGAUACCUCGCGACUCAGCUGGGCCACCUCCAUCUUCUAUUUCGGGAUGAUGGCGGGGCUGUAUCCGAUGACGUUUAUACUGCAGCGGUUUCGCAUUCGGCAGGUGUUGGGCCCCGUCGUGAUGCUGUGGGCGAUUACCUGUGCCGCCACGGCGGGGGUGACCUCGUGGCGGGGGCUGUUUGUGCAGCGGUUUUUUCUAGGGUUCGUGGAGAGCGUCAUUCCCACCGGGUUUAUGACCGUCGUCAGUGGGUAUUAUACGCAGAAAGAGCAGAGUCUGCGCCAGGCGUGGUGGUUUUCAGGCACUGGCUGGUUCACCAUUAUUGGAAGUGCACUCAAUUAUGCCUUUGGGCAAAUUGAUUCCGGGAGCCUCAGGCCGUGGCAGUAUAUCUAUAUUUUCGCGGGUGCACUGACGUUUCUCUUUGGGCUGUGGUGCUGCGCCAUGCCCAAUUCGCCGGUCGAGGCGUGGUUCUUGACGCACGAGGAGAGGGUUGUGGCUGUGGAGCGUCUGCGCCGGGGACAGACUGGGGUGCGAUGCCAUGUGAUUAAGAAGGAGCAGAUUGUGGAGGCCUUCCUGGAUGUCAAGUUGUAUCUGAUUGCGAUUAUGAUGGCUUCCGCGUAUACCAUCAACGGAGCGAUUUCGGGAUUCGGCCCGUUGAUCGUAUCGACUUUUGGCUAUGAUACCCUCGACUCGAUUCUGUUUCAGUUUCCUGUUGGUGGUAUCUGCCUCAUCUUCAUCCCCCUUUGCGGAUACAUCUCGUCACGCGUCCCCAAUACACGCAUCCCCAUGCUCAUCGCCUGCUGUCUCCCGGUCAUCGCCGGAUGCGUGAUCAUCUGGAAAUCCGAAUGGGGAUACCAUCCGGCGGCACCGGUGGUCGGGUAUGCCAUCACCGGCUUCUUUGGUCCCGUCGUCAGUCUCAUCAUCACCCUCGGUGCCAGCAACGUGGCUGGCGCGACGAAGAAGACCGUCAUGGCCGCGACCGUGUUUGUCGCCUACACCGUUGGAAACAUCAUCGGGCCGCAGCUGGUCAACAGCAAGACGGUUGACCAGCACUAUCCGGAGCUGUGGGAGGGAAUGGUGAUUUGCUAUUGCAUCACGAUUGCGGCCGCGAUCGCCCUCUACUUCGUGCUGUGGCGGGAGAACCGGCGUCGUGAUGCCCUAGACCUGGACGAGAGCCAGCGCGACAAGCUGGCCUUCCAGGAUCUCACGGACAAGCAGAAUCCCUUUUUCCGGUACGUGCUGUAAUGCGUCGACCAGCGGGAG
This is a messenger RNA of Aspergillus ibericus CBS 121593, 1640 nucleotides long. RefSeq names its product putative MFS transporter. Gene Ontology annotation, cellular component: membrane. The coding region runs from base 81 to 1622 and encodes 513 amino acids. The record is from RefSeq and is a predicted model, not a curated record. Gene Ontology annotation, molecular function: transmembrane transporter activity. Gene Ontology annotation, biological process: transmembrane transport. The transcript has 5 exons. Lineage: Eukaryota; Fungi; Ascomycota; Eurotiomycetes; Eurotiales; Aspergillaceae.